Molecule: messenger RNA, 2379 nt
Organism: Empidonax traillii (willow flycatcher)
Lineage: Eukaryota; Metazoa; Chordata; Aves; Passeriformes; Tyrannidae
Gene: PIP5K1B
Product: phosphatidylinositol-4-phosphate 5-kinase type 1 beta
Exons: 13
Coding region: 1-1647 (548 amino acids)
Biological process (GO): phosphatidylinositol metabolic process
Molecular function (GO): phosphatidylinositol kinase activity
Source: RefSeq, a predicted model, not a curated record
AUGAUAAGGUUGAAUGCCUAUGGCAAUUGUGUGGGGGGUGAGAGGAAACUGGCCCAGAGUAAACCCACCACAUUGGUAGACAAGGACAGGGAGCAGAACAGACUCCCUGCAACCCAGGAGGAAGUGAUUAGUGACCUGCUGAGCCAUUUAAAUGCUCACAAGUCUGUGGGACCAGAUGGGAUCCAAGGUAAUUUGGUUUGGUUUAUUUUUGUUUUUGUUUUCAGUGAAGGGAGCAAUCUCACCCCUGCUCAUCAUUACCCUGACUUCAGAUUUAAGACGUAUGCACCUCUUGCCUUCCGCUAUUUCAGAGAACUUUUUGGUAUCAAGCCUGAUGAUUAUUUGUACUCAAUCUGCAGUGAGCCUUUAAUUGAAUUAUCCAACCCAGGUGCCAGUGGGUCCUUAUUUUUUGUAACUAGUGAUGACGAGUUCAUCAUCAAAACAGUUCAACACAAAGAGGCUGAGUUUCUUCAGAAGCUCUUGCCAGGUUAUUAUAUGAAUCUGAACCAGAAUCCAAGGACUCUUCUACCUAAAUUUUAUGGGCUGUACUGCGUUCAGUCAGGAGGCAUUAAUAUUAGAAUUGUUGUCAUGAACAAUGUGUUGCCACGAGCCUUGAAAAUGCAUCUCACAUUUGACUUGAAAGGCUCCACAUACAAACGGAGAGCAUCAAGAAAAGAGAGGGAGAAGUCCAACCCCACAUUCAAAGACUUGGAUUUCUUGCAAGAUAUACAUGAAGGGCUGUAUUUUGACUCUGAAACACACAGUGCGCUAAUGAAAACACUACAGCGGGACUGUCGAGUUCUAGAAAGUUUUAAGAUCAUGGAUUACAGUCUGCUACUGGGAAUCCACAUACUGAACAGUGAUGUGAAGGAAAAGGAGGGAGAGGGUUCACAAAGUGCAGCAGACACAAAACGUCAUGGAGGGCAAAAAGUUCUCUAUUCCACAGCUAUGGAGUCUAUACAGGGCCCUGGGAAGUCGGGAGAUUCUGUCACCAGAGGGACAACAAGCACAAUGGGAGGUAUUCCUGCAAAAAACCAUAAAGGAGAAAAGCUGCUUCUAUUUAUGGGUAUUAUUGAUAUUCUCCAGUCUUAUAGGUUAAUGAAGAAGCUGGAACAUUCUUGGAAAGCUCUUGUUUAUGAUGGGGAUACUGUUUCAGUUCACCGACCAGGUUUUUAUGCUGACAGAUUUUUAAAGUUCAUGAGCACAAGAGUUUUCAAGAAAGUUCAAGCUUUAAAGUCUUCACCUUCAAAGAAACGGUGCAAUUCCAUCACAGCCCUAAAGGCAGCAUCACAAGAAGCAGUGUGUGCAGUUAGCCAGGAGUGGAAGGAUGAAAAGCGUGGCAUUCUUGCUGAAGGACAAAGCUAUGCUAGCCUUGAUGAAGAAGUACUAGGUUCACACCACCGUCCAGAUCUAGUGCCAAGCACUCCAUCUCUGUUUGAAGCAGCUUCCUUGGCAACCACAGUUUCUUCUUCUUCCUUGGAUGUAGAUGAGCAUUGUCAACGUGAUCGACCUACGCUCUAUUCUAGCAGUAAAGGGUUACCUUCAAGUUCAACAUUCACUUUGGAAGACAGUGCCAUCUAUUUGACUUCAGAACAGAGCACACUGGAAAUGGAAAAUGAUAAUGCUUCAGUUUUGGAUGUCUACUUAUAACAAAGAAUAUGCGAAGAGUAAAAGUAAAAGAAGUGGCCAUGGUGAAUGAAGAGCACUUUCUGCACUCCUCAUUUAAGAAGGAGAAACUUGCUAAGCCUAAUAGACAAAGAAUAAUAAUCAACUGAAUUUAUUGUAAGAAGCGUCAGGAUCUUUGAACCACAGAAAGGAUUGAUGGACUUGGCAAAAAUGACAUGAUACAUUCCACACUCUGCUGUCAUCUGCUGUUGCUUGCUGAACUGUGAAGAACUGUGUAUUCAGGCUGCUUUCUAGUAUAUUGCCAAUCACCUUUUUUGGACUUGGAAGUAGUAUUUUCUUAUCAGAUCUCUAGUGGUUUCAUUUGCAUGCAUUCUGUAACUAUGCACAAGCAAAAUCCAUUAUCUGCUUUACCUAUUUAAAAAUAAGCACAAUUAUGAAUAAAAUUAAUUUCAUUUGUUUUGACCCCUCAGUUCUAAUCUCUUAAGUCCACAUCAGUGGAAAUUGGAACUGACAUCACAAGAGUUAGGGUAAACCUCUGAACAUACUAUAUGAAAAUGAGCCUCUAAAUAUACUUUUGCUGUUCAUAAAAGAGAGAAAAAAUUGUUAUUUAUAACAAUGUUGUGUAAAUAUGUUGCCUUUGAAAUAUUUUUGAUUUUGGUUUAUUUCUUGUAAAAGAGAAAAUCUAUAAUUUAUUUAGUAAAUACUACUGUAAACUAUAGUUUUAUUGAUGAAUAAAAUAUUUUGUUCUAAAGACUA